This is a messenger RNA of Paramecium sonneborni, 8378 nucleotides long. The record is from the annotation of a GenBank genome assembly. Lineage: Eukaryota; Ciliophora; Oligohymenophorea; Peniculida; Parameciidae.
AUGAAAAUUAGCAGACUAAUUCUACUUCUUAAACUAAUUUAACUUUGUUAUUGUUCUAUUGAGCAAAUGACUUAACAAAAUCCCACUACUAAAAAAUAAAUUAAUCUCUUAUCUAAUAAAUUUUACGGAAUGAUGAGCUAUUAUUCUCCAAUGUCAUUAUAAACUAUUUUUAUAGAGCACUUUGUUGAAUUGGUCGAUUAGCAAUUUCUAUUCUCCGCAAAUUUUGAUAUGGAGAUAUCAAUAAUUGCAACUUGUAAACUUAAUCUCUAAAAGAAAGAAAUUACUCAUACAUUAAUAUUAGUUUAAUAGCAAACAAUAUAAACAUAAUCUUUUGUUGUUUCAUUUGAUCCUCUCUUUUAUGAAGGAUAACUUAUUUGUACUGCUUUUUCUUAUGAUGCUAAUCAAUAAUAACUUCUAUUUAUUAUUUAGACUAAAAAUGAUAAUCAAGAUAAAAUUUUCAAAUAAAUUUAAUUAGAACCCAAAAAUGUUUAGUUUGUAUUUGGUGGCGUAAAAUAAAAUUUAAAACUUAAUAGUUUUUAAGGGCAAUUAUUUCCUAUAUUCGAUGAAACAUAAAUAAAUAUUUUUUUCUAUUUGAACAAUCUCAUCACCGUUGGUGUAUGUUCUAAUUAUUAGGAUACUUAUAUUUUUAAUUCAAAAGAAUACGGUUAAGAAAAUAAUUGGCAAAUAACAAUGCCUUCUUUAGUUGUCAAAGAUUAUUCAAUUUACUUCUGGCAUAAAUUUACAACUCUUAUUUAAUUUAUCAAUAAAAUAUAUUUGAUACACAUUGAUACUUAAAAUGAGUAUAAUCCAUAAUAUUCUUUGGGAACCAAUACAUUAAUGAUUACCUAUGAAUUUUAGGAAAAUAAUAAGAUUAUGGUUGCUAUUAAAUAUUAUUCAUAUGAAUUUCCAUAUAUCUUUUAUAAUAAAGAAUAUAUUUAAUCAUAAAUAAGAGAAUAUAAAAUUUAAGAGAUAGAUCUUGAUCUAAUUUAUUAAUGGCAUUAUGUAAUAAUACAAUAUUAAUAAAAUAUAUUGUACAUAAAAAUUUAUUAUCCAGAUUAAUAAAAAUAUGUUGAGUUUAAGGAUGAAAUUGUAAGAUAAUUUUCAUAUUCAUAAUUUUUAUUAACAUUUGGAGAGAGUUUAAAUUUGAAUUAAAAUGAAGGAAUAGUUAAUUAAUUUAAAUUUAAAUUUUGUCAUGAAGAUUUUUUAGAUAAUUAUUAAUGCCAUUUCUCCUGUGCUACUUGUAAUGGACCCUUAUAAAAUAAUUGUUUAAGUUGUCCUUUAAAUUCAUAUAGGAUUUAUGAUUUUGAAAAUCAUACUUGCAUUUGUGAACUAUGGACAAUAGAGUAAAAUGAAUAAAAAUGUUUCUCUAUUUAAGAUGUAAGUUAAAUGACAGUAGAAUACAUUGAAAAUAUUGGAAAUUAAAUACUCUCUAAUUUUGAUUAAAUUGAACCUACUAUUAUUUGUGCAUUUGGAUAUUUUUUAUUUGAAGAUGAUUGUUAUUAAUGGUAUUUAUGUUAUUUUUCUAUAAAAUAGCCCAUCUUCCUCUAAAUAUGUAGAUUUAAUUUGUCUAGAGUGUCUUGACGAUUGGUAAAACUGGAUUUAAAAUUCUAUUUGUCAGAAUUAUGUAUAAAUAAAAGUUUAUUUGGAUUAUGAAAAAUUUUAAGGUAAAUACUUUAUUGAAUAUACUUCAAUUCCAUCCUUAUAUUUAUUUGUAGAUCAUGAAUUAAAAUUAUGUAAUAAUUGUUUGGAAUUUUGUCUUCAUUCUUCUAUUUCAGAUUAUUGUAAUUUAAUAAAGGAUUAACAUUUGGGUAAAGAUACUUAUGUUGAAUGUAGUUUUGGUUAUGAUAGUAAAACUUAAACUUGUUUAAAUGUAAUUUAUGAUUCAAAUAAUCGUAAAUGUUCUGGAUAUACUUGUAACAAAUAGUGCAAUUGUUGCAGUGUUGAAAAUUAUUGCAUUUAAUGUAUUAAUGAAAAUGAUCUAUUACUCUUAAAUAAUAAAGAUUGUCUUUAAUGCAAUAUAAAAAAUUGUAAGUUUUGCUUUCAAUAUUUUAAAUAAUCUGAUGGAAUUGUGACUUCUACACUUUUCUAUUAGAAUUAUUAAUCUAUUAUAUUAGAUGAAGAUUAUUUAAUUGGAUGUGCUUUAUGCGAGGAUAAUUAUUACUACAAUUUUGUUUUAAACAUUUGUGAAUUUAAAAAAUUACAAAUUUCUGAAUCUUGUAAUAAUUAUUUUAUUGAUUAAUUUAAUCAACCAAUAUGUUUAACUACUAAAACUUAGAAUUUCAAUGAAGGAAUUGAAAUUUCAGAUUGCUCUUAAUUAUUGAAAUCAUGUUAGAAGUGUGUUAAAUCACUUUUUAAUAAAAUGUUUUGUACUCAAUGUUUUUAUGGUUACUUUUAGAAUUCUAAUGGAUAUUGCGAGCCUUGUGAUAAAGAAUUUAAAGAAUGUAAAAUACAAUAUCUUAAUCAGUAUGAUAUAAUUAUUUAUAAAUUAUAACCUUUUCUCUUAGCAAUAUCUUAUGGAUAAUUAAUCUUUUAUCCUUCUACUAAUCUAUUUAAUAAUUUAAUUGGAAUCUGCUAACAAAAUAAUGAAUGGAAUAAUAAUUGUUUUGAAAGACAAAAUAUACCUUAUUGCAAGAAAUAUUAUAAUAGAGUUUGCAUUGAAUGCAUCUCAAAUCCAACAUAAGUCAUCACUUUAUAUAAAGGAUAAUGCUAUUUAUGUUCUUAUUAAUGUAAAAUAUGUCUUCCAUCUUUACAAAAUCCUUCAUAAAUUAAAUGUUUUGGCACUGAUUUUCAAACUAAUUAUAUUGAUCAGCUUUCAAAUAGAGUUAAAAUCAAAAGGUAAAAUCAUGUGAAAUAUUCUUCAGAGUUGACUGUUAAUGAAUUAAUUUGGAAAGAUCAAUAUUCAGAAAUCUUUAAUCAAUAAAUAUUUUAAAGAAUCAAUUUUAUUAAUCUUCUAAAUGGUUAAUUUGAAUAUUAUUUUUAUAAGAGAUAAACAUAAAAUAUUACGGAAUCUUAUGAAAAAUAAAUUAUAUAAUCAAUAACAGUAUAUUAAGAUAAUAACUAAUUAUCUAAUUUUAACUCUUUAACUUUUAUUGAUUAUCAAAUUAUUAAUUUAAAUAAUAUUACUAUUUAAAUUUAUGAUUUAAACAAAGAUAAUAUAAUUUAAGCUGAUUCAUAAUACGGAGUUCAUAUCCAAAUUAAUAAUCUUUUAGUGAGAUAAAAGCUUUAUUUAAAUCUUUAAAAAUACAUAUUUCUUUUUCAUAAUAUCACUAGUCUAUCUAUCAAUAAUCUAACACUUAUCAAUAUUCAUUUACAAAAUUUUCAUCUAUUUAAAUUUUCUAUUUUUAAUUAAACUACUAGAAUUAAAAUUCAUUUACAAAAUAUUAGACUUUUAGAUUGUUAAUUAAUAAAUUCAAGCAUAUUUUCAUUAAAUUAAUUAGAAGGUAUAUUUGAUUAGAACACAAUAAAUUUUGAAUAAAUUGUAUUUUAGAAUUGCAAUUUUUUUAAUUCAUUUUUUAUACUAUUCUCCGAAAAUCAACAAUGUUAUUAUUUAUAAUCUUUGUAUAUUGAUGGUUUAAGUAUUUAAGAAAGUGAUUUUAAUUCAAGUUAAUUAUUAUCUAAUUAUUCAGCAACAUAAACUACCUUAUCAUUAAUAAUUUUUAAUACAUCUCAGCUUAUUAAUUCAAAUUUCUUUGUGGCAGAUCUUUAAUUUAAAAUUUAAAAUGCCUCAAUCAUAAAUACAAUAAUAAAAAACAGUUUAAUUAUUUAUUUUAAAUACUAAAUUUUAUUGAAUUAUUAGAAAGAAUUUUUCAUUAUAAAUGGAUUAUUUUUAUCUUUUUUAACUACAGAUUCAUCCUUCAUUAGUCUAUCUUCAAACUUAAUUAGUUUAGUUAAUAUUUAAAAUGUUGAAAUAAGAAAUUUAAAAAGUUUUAAAGAAAAAACGAAAAAUUAAGUAAAUCUUUUUAUGAUUCAAGCAGAUUUUUUAAUUAUUAAAAAUUAUUUUAGUUAUGAUUUUAACUCUAAUCUAAUUUAAAUUAAUAUUCUAAAUACUAAUAUGAUAGAAUUAACUAACUUUUUAGUAUAAGGAGAGAAAAUUAAUCAUAGAAUCAAUCAUGAAAUAGAGUUUUCUAUUUGUCCAUUAGAAUAGUAAUUUUUAAAUGUUUAUAAUUUCACUAAGAUUACAAUUUAAGACUUUAAAAUUUCAAAUUUAACAAUUUGUAAUAAUAACUUUAUAAAAAUAGCAGAUAUUCAAAAUUUAGCAAUUCUCAAUAUAGAGCAUCUAAUUUUAAAAGAUAUUUUACUUUUAUAACUCUAGGGCACUUCAUAAACAUCCAUUAUUUCUAUAUCAAUUACAAAAUAGUCAUAAAUUUACUUUAAUUCAUUUAUAAUUCAUGAUUUAUAUGGAAAUAAUUAUGAAAAAUUAAGGAAAACAUUUGAAUAAUUGACAAUUAUUAGUGUAUAUGGACCUUAAAGCAGUAUAAAAAUUUCAAAUAGCUAUUUGAAAAGUAAUAUUUUAACAAAUAGUACUAAUGCUUUAAUUUAUUUAGAACUGUAUUCUAUAUUAAUCUAAAAUUUUACUAACAUUGAAUCAAACUACUUUACAAAUUCAAUAUAUAAUUAUUUAAAAGAAGAAUAUGUAGGAAUUUCGAUUUAAGCAAUUUAAUAAUUGUUUCCAAUUAAAUCAGAAGGAAGUGUUUUUAAUAUUCACUCUUAGAAAUUAGAAUUAUUUAAUAUUGUAACAAAUAAUUCUGUUGCUUUAUAAGGUGGGUUUUGUAAGAUUGAAUUUAUUUUAGACAGCGAAUUAUAUGUUUAAAAUGCAAAUAUUCUAAACAGUAAAUCACUUUAAGAUUAGGAAAGUAAAGGCGGAUCAUUUUAUGUAGAUGCAAAAGAUACAAAUUUAAUUAUAAAAUUUAUAAAUCUAACAGUUUCAAAUUCAUAUUCUUUAUAUGAUGGAGGCUUUUUAUUUUUAAUUCCUUCUGAUAGUUCUAAUAAAUUGAUUCUAGAAAAUGUAAAAGCAAAGGGUGUUUUUUCAAUUUUUAGAGGAUUUAUUAGUGCAGAUUUUUCAUUUCAAACUAAUUAAAAUUUAGUAAUUCUAAACAAUAUUGACAUUUAAUUAGAAUAUGACCAAAUUGAAGACAUGACAAAAAAUUAUAAUGAUUUAAAAGAUAAUUAAUUAGAUUAUGUUAAAAUAAAAAAUGGAUAUUUUUAUUUCAAUUAUUGGUAUGUUAUAUGUUAUAAUUUUAGCCAAAUGUAACUAAGUAACAUAAAUAUACAAUUUGAAAUUGUGACCUAACCAAUCUUUUAUUUUACUAAUAUGCAAAAUCUAAACUUAAUGAAUUUCUAUUUAGAAGUUGGAGAAUAAACAAGUAAUACAAUUAUAGAAUUUGAAUCAAUUAAAAGUAUAAAAUGAGUAAUUAUAAAGAUUCUUAAAAUAAAAGUUUAAUACUUUAAUCCUUUUAGGCUAAACAAGUUUAAGUUGUAAUACCUGUUAUUUUUUACCUAAAACAAUGCACUACUAUUUAUCUUUAUGAAUUAAUCUAUCUUAAAAGUUCAAGUAUAAAAUAAAUUGCUAUUAAAACUAAUAAUUGCCUAUUAAAUUAACUAUCAAGAGUAUACUAGAAUGUUGAAAGCAUUAUAUAAUUCAAAUUCUUAGAACAUUUUAAAAAUUUUAGACUCUCAAAUUGUUUAAUCCUAAAUUUCCAAAAAAAUUAAUUUUAAAUUGCUUUAAUAGAUAUUUAUUACUAAACUAAAGUAAAAUCUAAAAUUGAAUUUUUAUAUAUUUUAAAUAAUAAAUGCACAUUUUCAACUUGUCUAUAAAUUCGAUCUCACUAUUAGUAAUAAACACAGGAUGUAAUAUUAAAAUAGAUUUACAUGUUAUAUAAUAAUAAUUCAUCAUAUGGACAGCUAAAUCUUAAAAAUAUAAGUUAUUUGAUAAAAUAAUCAUAUUUUAUAAAUAAUAUGGCAACGAAAACAGCUGGUGCUAUUUAUUUAUAGAAUAGUCCUUUAAAAAUUAAAAAAUCAUAUUUCAUAAAUAAUACUGCUCCUAAUUUUGGAGCUAUAUACUGUUCAAAUAUAAAAAAUAAAGAUAGAGAAGACUUAAUUUCAAGUUCAAUUUUUUUGAAUAAUCUGGCUGUUUAAGAUAUAAACUCAUUCGGAAUAGAAUUUUAUUCAAUAAGUCUAAUGAAACCUGCUGAAGAAUAUUAAAUAAUUUCAAAUUACUAAAAAGCAUUGAAAUUUAAGAACUAACUUAAUCCUGAAUUAUAUGUUCUUUACAUACCAAGUGGAUAAGUUAUAAAAAAUUAUUAAAUUUUUGAUAUGAAUACUCUAAGAUAUUCAAAUUAAGAAUUAAGUUUAAAAUUUAAACUUUUAAAUUAUUUUAAAGAAAAUUAAAUCAUAGAUAAUUAUUAGAUAAAAUGCAAUGUAACAAGUAAUUUAAUAGAUAAGGAUUUAAAUAUUUUAUAAGAAAAUAUAUCAAAGUUCAAUGCAGAAUUUAAUAUAGAGGAUAGCGAAUUAAAUUUAGAGAACUAAAUAUUUAUAUUAAAUCCUUAUUCUGAUAAUUUUUUAGAAAUUCAAAUAUAAUGUGAUAAUAUAGAGAAUAAUUAAGUUUAUGAAUUUCUUGCAAAAUCUUUUAAAUGUUAAAUGGGAGAGUUUUUUUAUGAGAAUUAAUGUAUAAAAUGUAAUGCAUCUCGAGGAUAUUAUAGUGUUAAUCCUUUAAAUGGUGAAUGUAUAAAAGCAAAUCCAGAUUUUAUAAAAAAUCAUACAGAAAAUUUAUUAAAUCUUAAUGAAGGAUUUUGGAGAUUAGAUAUAUUAACAUAAAUUGGUGAAUAUUGUUCUAAUAAUCCAUCUAAUUGUUUAGGAGGAUGGGGUACUGGAGAUGUAACCUGUAUAAAUGGUCAUUUAGGAGCUUUAUGUGAAGCUUGUGAUAUUUAUAAUAUUAGAGGUGAAGGCAAAUAUUCAAAAAGUAGAAACUAUAAAUGUUCAAUUUGUAAAGAUUAUGGUUUCUUAAUUGUUGAGUUCUUAUUUGCUUUUAUAUGGGCUUUUUUAUAAAUUGUUUUGGCUGUUAAAAGUACGCAAUUACAAAAUCAAAAGUUUCUUUUAUCUAAAUCUUAAACAAAAUUUUAUGAUAUUUUAGUUAGACUUUCAUAAGAUUAAUCUAGUUCAGUCAUUAAACUAAUAAGUAAUUAUUUUCAGAUAAUUAUGAUAAUCUAUACCUUUAAAGUUUAAUUUAUAUCAAAUUUAGAUAGUUUAUUUUAAUUUGUUGGUAAUUCAACUUACUCAACUACUUAUAAUUUUGAUUGCUAUAUAUCAUAGAUUUAGUAAUUAGACAUUAUAUAUCUGAAUUUGAUUUUUAUCUUAUAAGUUCAAUUUUUGUAAUACGUCUUGUAUCUUUUAUUGUCAUUUUUUAUUAAAUUAUCAAGACCUAGAUUUUUCUCUUUAGAAACUAUUUAUUCAUCAUUCUUUUACUUAUAUUUAUCAGGCCAAAUUAAUUUAAUAUACCUGUAAAAUUUAAUAUUAUAAUUAGAUUAGCUUAAUUAAUAACUCCAAAAACAUUUAGUGAUGUUUAAUGGAUCUCAGCAAAUCUUUCAUAUCGUUAUUGGACAGAAAAUCAUUAGAAAAUACUCUAUGCUCUCAUUUUACCUUUAUUAAUUGUUUUUGGAAUAUUAAUACCUUUGUUUUUAUUCUUAAAGUUAUAUAGUAAUAAAUUUAAUCUAAGUAAUUACAAAAUUAAAUAAAAAUAUGGUUAUUUAUUUAAUGAAUAUUCAAAAACACAUUUUUAUUGGGAAUCAAUUAAAUUGAUGUACAGAUAAUUAUUGAUUCUUAUCAUAGUUUUAUUAUAAGAUUAUAUUGUAAUAAAAGGAACAAUGUUAAUUGGAUUACUUUAUGCCUACUAAAUUAUUUUUGCCUUUAGUAAACCAUAUAAUGUUGGUAAACUCAACAAAUUUGAAUUAUCAUCAAUUUAAAUUUGCAUGUUGUCUUUUCUUUUGUGCAUUUUACAAUAUUAAAUCUAAGAAUUUUCUGAAUCGCUAAAUAUUAUUUGUUAAAUUUUGAUUCUAAUGACAUUAAUAAUUUUAGUUACAAAAUCAUUAUUCAAAUUUAUUUAAGUAUGUAGCUCAAAAUAUGAAUCAAUUAUUGAUUAUAUUAAAAAUGGAAUUGUUAAAUGCUUACAUUUAUAAAAAUUGUAAGAUUCUAAAUUCUUUGAAUUAAGCAGCAAAAGAAAAGCAAGAGUUUUAUAACAUUUUAAGAUAAUCAAAUAAAAUGUACUUAGAAGAUCUAUAUCAAACCCUAAUAUUUAAUAAACCUAACAUAUUGAAAUCAUAUUAUGUUCUAGUAUAUCAUCACCAUCUUAAAAAUAAAUAACUCCUGGAAGAAGAUUUGUGUGA